Molecule: messenger RNA, 1194 nt
Organism: Westerdykella ornata
Lineage: Eukaryota; Fungi; Ascomycota; Dothideomycetes; Pleosporales; Sporormiaceae
Exons: 2
Coding region: 497-1009 (170 amino acids)
Biological process (GO): eisosome assembly; protein localization to plasma membrane
Cellular component (GO): plasma membrane; eisosome
Source: RefSeq, a predicted model, not a curated record
AUUGCACUCGCCUUACAGUGCAACAAGCCGUUCUCACACCAUGUCCCCGGUGCCUAGGACCCGUCAGCCUUGUCUCCGCCGGGCGUAACUGCCGUAUCUAUGAUUCCAUUGGUUGUGAAUCCGUACUGCAAGGCCGAGCGAUCCUUCGACAGCGUUCCCAGGGUUUCAAAACAUGCAGUCAGGGAGGCACAGCGGAGGAGUCGGGGUGCCGCCCAGAAUCGUUGAGGCGCUUGGGGAUGGGGUAUAUAGCCUUGUGCGCCGCUUAUAAUCAUCCGGUUUGAUUUCUUUCGUCCUCUUUUCUUUCUGCAUUUUUGACGUUGCAGAAGUGUUUCACGGGAAGUUUGCGUCACGUGGCCCAUACUACGUUCGCCCCUUGACGCCUUGUUAAUCUUGAGUCGACCAACCAGUAUCAUAUCAACUGUUCCUUGCGGAUCCAAUAUCCCACCGGUCUGAAUAUCCUCUCGCAUCCUUUCGUCUUCCGACUCCCAACACCACCAUGACCAGCCCAGUCAUCAACUUCGUCCUCCGCGGCGCCCAACUCCUCUUCGCCAUCGUCGUCCUCGGCCUCUCUGUAGAUCUCGUCCGCGGCCACAAUUACGGCAGCCUCCCGGUAACCCUCGGUUUUGCCGCAUUCGUCGGCGGCGUCUCGGUCGUUGGUGCUCUGCUCGGCCUGGCUGCUACAUGGGUGGAGGCGCUGAACAGCAUCAUUGGCGCGGGUAUUGAUAUCAUUGUUGCCUUGAUCAAUUUGGCGGGCGGUGUGCUCAUAGCCAUCAAACUCAAAGGCGCCGACUGCUCCGGCACCUCGGACAGGAACCGCUUCGAACUGAAUAAAAUCAGCAUUAUCAACGGCGGUUGCGAAAAGGAGAAAUGUUGGUAUGCUACGUUGGGAGAGCUGGGCAAGCUCAAUGAGAGGUGUCGCCAGAACACGGCCGACUCGGCGUUUAUGUUCUUGUUGGUCAUUACGUUGUUGGCUAGUGCGACGGUGACGUUUUUGCAUGCCAGGAAGUAGGGAUCAAAAGGUGGUGGAUGAGAUGGUGGAACUUUGCGGGGGUUGCAUGGUGUCGGGACGAAUGAUAAUGAGCGGGUUGGAAGGGCGCUGCGCUGUCAUGCACAUUUGGUUUACGGUAUACCCUGUGUGUAUUGUCGGUCUUGAUCGAGAGGAGAAAACAUGUACGCUGCAAUGAUAUUUUACUG